AUGCUUUACCGUAAUACCGCUGCCCGCUCCCUGCUCCGGGCUAUUUCGAGCUCCAAUGCCUCUGUGGCUCGCUCUCCUCUGGUCAGCCAGGUCUUUAAGGCCCAGUUGACCUCAUCCAGUCGCUCCGUCCGCCCGAUCUCCCCGAGUCUUGCGCUUGCUGCUCGCAAGCCCAUUACUACCGCGCUUGUUCGCCACUCGUCUUCUUCAUCUCAAGAUGGCGACAUCGAUAUGACAGCCGGAAUCCGGGCCGAGGCGAAAGUUAUCAAGGAUACCUUCAGCCUGAGCGCCGUCCCUAAGGAAGCUCUCGUCCUUGGUGUUGCCGGUGUCGUCCCCUACGUCGCCACCGCUCUCCAGACCGUUGUUCUUUCCUACAAGAUCAGCUCAGCCCCCGCCGGUAGUGAUAGUCUGAUCUAUUCUGGCCAGAGCGCCGAACUGUUGCUUCACUUGAUCGAGCCUGUCCAGGUCGCAUACGGUGCCGUGAUCCUCUCCUUCCUCGGUGCUAUCCACUGGGGUCUUGAGUGGGCUGGCUACGGCGGCAAGUUCGGCUACAAGCGUUACGCUGCCGGUGUUUAUGCUCCUGCCAUUGCUUGGCCGACUUUGCUGAUGCCCUUUGAGUUCGCUCUGAUCACCCAGUUCCUCGCCUUCAACAUGUUGUAUUACAACGACUCUCGAGCUUCCGUCAAAGGUCGUGCCCCUAGCUGGUACGGCAUCUACCGCUUCGUCCUGACCUUCAUUGUUGGCGCCGCCAUUGUCGCUACCCUGGUUGGCCACCAGCAGAUCCACGACAUUCCUGCAUCUGAGCACAGUAUCGGCGACAAGAUCAAGGCCCUGCUCUACCUCCAGCAGAAAGAGGAGGAAGAGGCUAAGGCUCGCAUCGCUGCUGAUGCUGCUGAGGAGGAGUAA
Penicillium taxi is the source of this 903-nucleotide messenger RNA. Its product is annotated as DUF3429 domain-containing protein. The transcript is spliced from 4 exons. Bases 1 to 903 code for a protein of 300 amino acids. The record is from RefSeq and is a predicted model, not a curated record. Lineage: Eukaryota; Fungi; Ascomycota; Eurotiomycetes; Eurotiales; Aspergillaceae.